Molecule: messenger RNA, 1632 nt
Organism: Phyllopteryx taeniolatus (common seadragon)
Lineage: Eukaryota; Metazoa; Chordata; Actinopteri; Syngnathiformes; Syngnathidae
Exons: 8
Coding region: 392-874 (160 amino acids)
Source: RefSeq, a predicted model, not a curated record
GCAGCGGUGCAUGCUGGGAUACAACAUGUCUCCUGUGUCUGUUAGCUAAUGCUAACCUACGGAGCGUCACUGCGAAUACAUUUAGACGUAUGUACGUUGUAGCGUUGUCAAGGUGUCUUCGAUAAUAAACGAUACAGCACUGUUGCCAUGAAACCAACAACAUACCAUCAAAUCAACAAAACAACAGCCUGAGUUCAAAAUGGGGAUGGAGGAUGCUGAGCUAAUGUAAUUCCAACCCCUGUUGUCCCAAAUAAAAAUACUAGUACAACCAAAACAAACGCACUUAUCGCUCUCUGGAACCCGCUUCCCCCUGAGACAACAGGAAAAAAAGUAAAAACGGCACCUCAAAUCAACAAAAGCGGAAUGCAGAGUGUCCAGUUCCAGCUCCAGGAUGGAUGACAAGAGCAGAGGUAGAGAAAAAAAGAAGCGUAAACGCAGCCGUAGUAGAUCGUCCUCUUCCUCCUCGUCGUCGUCGUCGUCCUCCAGUUCGUCGUCGGCUUCGUCUUCAGCGUCCUCUUCUUCAUCGGGAUCGUCGUCACCCUCGUCCAGCAGCAGUCGGAGUAGCUCCAGAAGCAGCGACUCCCGCAGUAAGUCCAGAAAGCAAUCAAAGAAAAGGAAAAAGGACAAACCCAAAAAGCACAAGGGGAGGAAAGAAAAGCGACAUAAACGUAAAAAGGAAAAGAAAUCCAAAGGCGGCGAAGAAGAUUCUGGGCCGGUUCAGAUAUCCAAGUACUUGAAGGAAAGGAAGAAAGGGAGGAAGUACAGCAUGAUUUCAGGAAAGAAGAUAAAGAUGAAAGUAAAGAAGUCAAAAAAAGAUAAACAGCGGGACAAAAAUCGAGCUGAACUUCUGGAGUUCUUGAACUCGACCUUGUGAUUCCCCGAGUGGACAGAACAGCCGACCUCAGGAAACUACAAGCGAGCUGUCCAGGGGAAGAAAUGUAAAUAAAGGUUCAUGUCAAACCAGGGCACACCUUUAAGCAGGGUACACACAUACCCAUGUUUAACAUCUUAACUGACUUUUUAAAUGAGAGAGACCCCAUGCAUGGCGAGAAGAAAAAAAACAAAAACUUGGGAAGUGUGUGCUGACUGAACAGAACACCGCACGCAUAACCGGAUCUCCAACGACAAUUGCGAGUCUCCUCUCUCGAUGCAGAUGUUUGUUGUUGUACCAUGACUGACCUAUGUGAGGCACCGUGGUGCAGACGAAGAAGAAGAAGAAGAAGAAAGAGUCCCAGUAGAAGAAAUAGAAGAAGCUAGGCUAACUUGUAACUAAAUUGCCGUUGCAAGCUCUUCUUCUCAUUUUUAGUCGUGGUGAUGUCUUCUGGGACACAUGAUACAAACACUCAACACAACUAAACAAAAAUCCUUUAAAAAACACCCCCACGCCAAAGGAUGGUCUUCCAGACACCUUUGCUGACUUGGAUUUGAAAUGGGUAAAAGUGCAAAAAUGUGUCCUGAUUAUCAGUAUGUGUGUACCCCGCUUUAGAGGGACAACGUGCAGCACAGUAAGCUGAAUUCAGACCAAAUUGAGGAGCGGCGUCAUCACACAACAUUGAUGUUGCUGGUUAUGGCCAUUAUGAACAUUUGGUACACCGGCACAAUGUAAUGGGAUCCAAUACAAAAAAAUAAAAA